Anthonomus grandis grandis is the source of this 1786-nucleotide messenger RNA. RefSeq names its product FGGY carbohydrate kinase domain-containing protein. The record is from RefSeq and is a predicted model, not a curated record. NCBI's taxonomy places the organism in Eukaryota, Metazoa, Arthropoda, Insecta, Coleoptera, Curculionidae. The coding region runs from base 121 to 1752 and encodes 543 amino acids. Gene Ontology annotation, biological process: carbohydrate metabolic process. Gene Ontology annotation, molecular function: kinase activity; phosphotransferase activity, alcohol group as acceptor. The transcript has 9 exons.
AAUCGAGUCGCGGAUAACCUUGACUGAAAAAUCGCUAGUUUUAACCAAACAAAUUGACUUUAUAUAGUACUUGACGUGUUGACGAAUAUUCAAUAAUUUUCAAUUAUUUAAACAAUUACUAUGACGUCAUAUUUUAUUGGCGUUGAUGUCGGUACGGGUAGUGUAAGAGCAGCUCUAGUGACCGAAAAGGGCAAAAUACUAAAUUGUUAUGUGAAAUCUACGCAAACCUGGAAUAUACAACCGGACUUUUACGAACAAAGUACCGAUAAUAUAUGGGAAGCCGUCGUGACAUGCGUCAAAAAAGUAAUAAAAGGACAAGAUGCCAAGCAAAUUAAGGGAAUUGGUUUUGAUGCCACCUGCUCGUUGGCUUGCUUUGACAAGGAUGGGAAACCUUUGACCGUUAGCCCUUCAGGAAAUAACCAACAAAACGUGAUCCUUUGGCUGGACCAUAGAGCCAUGAAAGAAACCGAAUUCAUCAAUAGCCUGAACCAUCCGGUUUUAAAAUACGUGGGCGGCAAAAUCUUUCCAGAAAUGGAAACCCCCAAACUAAUGUGGCUAAAAAGGUACUUGAAAGACACCUGGAGAAAUGCUGGAUAUUUUUUUGAUUUGCCAGAUUUUCUUACCUGGAGAGCAACGGGGGUAGAUUCGCGAUCUUCAUGUUCUUUGGUGUGCAAAUGGACCUACGAAAUGAACGUGGAGGGAGUAGAAGCUUGGAAUAAAAGCUAUUUUGAACAAAUAGGUUUGGAUGACUUGGCUGAAGAUAAUUGGAAGAAAAUUGGGUCUACCGUUCAAUAUCCUGGACAACCUGUAGGAAAAGGUUUGUCAAAGUUGGCAGCAGAAGAACUGGGGCUACUCCCUGGCACUCCAGUGGGAACUUCCAUGAUAGACGCCCAUGCUGGAGGCUUAGGGUUAAUUGGUUGUAAAGCAGACUGCAUUGAUCCAGAUUUUGAAACUAGAGUGGGUCUAAUUUGCGGUACGUCAACUUGCCAUAUGGCUGUGUCCAAGGAAGCCACAUUUACUCCAGGUGUGUGGGGUCCAUAUAAGAACGCAAUGAUUCCUGGAAUGUGGCUUAAUGAAGGUGGACAAAGUACUACAGGGAAGCUUGUUGAUCAUGUGAUUGAUACGCAUCCAGCUUCUCUCGAAAUUAAGAAGAAAUUGGGAAAUAUGCAUAUUAUAGAGUAUCUUAACAAUGUUCUCUAUGAUCUGGCUAAGAAGGAAAACCUAAGCAAUCCAGCUUUUUUAACCAAAGACUUCCAUGUUUAUCCAGACUUUCAUGGAAACAGACUAUUGAGUGAUCCAACUUUAAAAGGGAUGGUUACAGGGUUAACUUUAAACUUUGAUGAAGAAAGUCUGGCAUUGCUAUACUUGGCUACUGUGCAAGCUCUCUCAUAUGGCACUAGACAGAUUUUGGAUCGUCUAAAAGAAUCUGGAUAUAGUAAUCUGAAAUCUACUUUGAUCUGCGGAGGUUUGAGCAAAAAUCCUAUUUUUACUGCUGCUCAAGCAAAUGUUUGCAAUCUUCCAGUCAUUUGUCCAGACGAAAUUGAAAGUGUUCUACUAGGAUCUGCUAUUUUAGGAGCAGUAGCUGCAAACCACUUUGAUACUCUGGAGCAUGCCAUCCAGACCAUGGGGGGUGAAGGGAAGGCGGUAUUUCCAGAUCCGACCACUAUUGAUUUUCACAAUAGAAAGUACGAAGUAUUUUUGCAAAUGUACGAGGACCAAGUCAAGUAUCGGAAAAUUAUGGGCGUUUUAUAAUGUGUGAAGGAAAAUAAAGAUAUUUGUGAAAAUA